GCAUGGACAUGGAUAUAUAUUCCCCUCCAACAUUAGCAUGGACAUGGAACGAACGGACCAAAAAUUAGAGUGCGGCUCUCUAUCGACCACUCGAGCUGAGGCCCGCCGCCGUUCCCGUUUCCUAGCUCCACGCAUGCAGCGAACCCCCCUCCACCACCCAUGUCUCGUAUUUACCCCCCUCCGUCUUCCCCCGCCGGCCACCUUCCUAAUUGAUCCCCUCCUUCCCACACGAACACACAUACGCAGCCGCUAGCUCGUACAUAAACGUGAGCCGGCACCAAUAAAGCAGCCAAUGGCGCGACCAACAAGCCGCAUAAUGCUACCGCUGGGCCUCGUGCUGGCGCUCCUGGCCAUGGCCCCGGCAGCGGUGGUGGCGAACGAGCAGAUGGUGGCCCAGAUCUGCAAGAGCACGCCGUACCCGGAGCUGUGCACGGCGACGGCGGGGAAGCAGGUGGGGCACUACGCGGCGUCCCCCGUGGACGCGCUGGCGGUGCUCAACAUGCAGGUGGACGCGUUCGAGAAGCGCACGGCGGCGGCGAGGGCGCGCGUGGGGAAGGUGUCCGCCGGGGUGACCCCCAAGGCCAAGGAGGCCCUGGACCUCUGCGACAACCUCUACAACGACGUGAUCGACGCCCUUGGCGCCGCCCGCCGCGCCAUCGUCUUCAAGGACGCCGUCACCAUCCGCGCCAUGAUGAGCAUGGCGGCGCAGGCCAUGCAAGGCUGCGACGAGAAGUUCAGGCAGGUGGGAGAGAAGAACCCCAUGACACGCUUCGACCAGUCGCUGCUCAACAUCUCCGAGAACUGCCGCGCGCUCUCCAACAAGAUCUGAUCUGAUUAAUCCAGGAUCAGACACGCGCAUAUACUUCCUAUACCACUCACCUUAAUUCAUUUUGUUAUAUAUUACAAACGACCGGCCUGCCUGACCUUAAUCUGUUCACUGCAGUACUUACGUACGUACUUAUUGCUGCCGCUAUAGCACACGUUCAAGUGUGUUUUUGUAAUUUCUUUCGUUAAUAUCGUCACAUCUUGUUUUUACUGCCCGGCCGCGAGAUGUGUUAAUUUACUCAAUCUUUGGGAAGGGUAAGCGAAUUGGAGUCUGUGUUUUUUGUUGUUGCCUUUUCUCUCUCUCUCUCUCUGAAUUCUGAAUCUGAAUCGAUCACAAUUACAUA
Molecule: messenger RNA, 1169 nt
Organism: Brachypodium distachyon (stiff brome)
Lineage: Eukaryota; Viridiplantae; Streptophyta; Magnoliopsida; Poales; Poaceae
Product: probable pectinesterase/pectinesterase inhibitor 34
Exons: 1
Coding region: 293-829 (178 amino acids)
Molecular function (GO): enzyme inhibitor activity
Source: RefSeq, a predicted model, not a curated record